Molecule: messenger RNA, 1587 nt
Organism: Carassius carassius (crucian carp)
Lineage: Eukaryota; Metazoa; Chordata; Actinopteri; Cypriniformes; Cyprinidae
Gene: nkx2.2a
Product: NK2 homeobox 2a
Exons: 3
Coding region: 165-986 (273 amino acids)
Biological process (GO): regulation of transcription by RNA polymerase II; cell differentiation
Cellular component (GO): nucleus
Molecular function (GO): DNA-binding transcription factor activity, RNA polymerase II-specific; RNA polymerase II cis-regulatory region sequence-specific DNA binding
Source: RefSeq, a predicted model, not a curated record
CCCGGGUAUAUAAAGCACAUCAGACUUAUCGGUGCGUGCGUCCUUACUUUCAUUUGGAGAUAUUUCAUUAACGGUGCGGUGUCUUAACGCAAGCUGCACCACUUACCCUCUUCCGUCAGCCGCCAGAGGAUUGCCAAACUGGUGCAGCAACUUGACUGCAUCAAAUGCCCCAGAACAUGUCGUUGACCAACACAAAGACGGGCUUUUCAGUAAAGGACAUUUUGGACCUCCCUGAUACUAACGAUGAAGAAGGAUCGAUCACCGGGACUGAGGAAGACACGGAGGGUUCUGAGGCGACUAAAACGCCUGGAGUGCUAGUGCAAAGUCCUUUAGAGAAUGUUCCGAAUCUGCCUUUAAAGAAUCCGUUUUACGAUAAUAGUGACAAUCCUUACACCAGAUGGCUCGCAACUACGGACAGCAUCCAAUACUCAUUACACGGCCUAUCCGCAAACUCUCAAGACCCGUCUGCAAAAUCCCCGGAACCUUCAGCCGACGAGUCGCCGGACAACGACAAGGAAACUUCGAGCAACGGCAGCGACUCCGGUAAGAAGCGCAAAAGGAGGGUGCUCUUUUCCAAGGCACAAACUUACGAACUCGAGCGCCGGUUUAGACAACAGAGGUAUCUGUCAGCCCCGGAGAGGGAGCAUCUCGCCAGUUUGAUCCGCCUGACUCCAACCCAAGUGAAAAUCUGGUUCCAGAACCAUCGAUACAAAAUGAAGAGAGCUCGGGCGGAGAAAGGAAUGGAAGUGACCCAUCUCCCUUCUCCUAGGCGGGUGGCCGUGCCUGUGUUAGUCAGAGAUGGCAAGCCCUGUCAUACGCUAAAAGCUCAGGACUUGGCAGCUACUUUUCAGGCUGGAAUUCCGUUCUCCGCGUAUAGCGCCCAGUCUCUCCAGCACAUGCAAUAUAACGCGCACUACAGCGCCGCCACCACGCCACAGUUCCCAACAGCACAUCACUUGGUGCAAACGCAACAGUGGACUUGGUGAACAAAUCCUGACUUGCGAAUGCAGGGCUGCAUUUUAAAGACCGUGGUAGGGAGCUUUCCAAACAAAAUACAAGACUUUUUAUUUUUGCAGCUUGACCCUUUCCUCACCAAUUUAUUUUGGGGAUUGACGUGUGCGCCAUGUUUACAUGUUUUCGUUAAGAAAACCGGGUCAAGCCUCUCCCCAAAUUUAAGAAUGUUAAAGCUCUUGUGAAAUUUUGUAAAGUAUGUUUGUGUGUUGUAGAAAUGUUUUCCUUUUGUCCUUCGUGUUCUAAGCACGUGCAAAACCACUUUAUGAUUAUAGAAAAUUUUAUUUCUUUCUUUUACAAUGGACCGAAUAUAUUUAUGGCCAUGAAUAAACAUUGGCAAUCUUUAGCUUAUUACACUGGUUUGUUUUCUAUGUAACUAUUUUGUGAUAACUGUUUGCAAUAUUAUGUUUGACCGUUCAGUAAGCUAUAGCCUAAAUGUCUCCGAUAUUUAGGGAAAAUGGAACAUCAGUUGUCGAUAAAUAUCCCUCAUGUUUAUUUCAGUAACACCGCGCGCUGGCGAGGGAGGUCUACAAUUCUUUUUAUUAAGACUUUUAAUAAAAUGAUGUGUUUCAGAAA